ACCCGGUCACACGUCAGGUACCAUUGAGAGAGAGUUCGAUGCGUUGCAUUUCCGUCUGCACAGUGGUCCCGUGAAGAUCGAGAGAUGAUCGCUUAUCCGUAUUACGUCUAUUUGAAGUACAUCGCUUUCGCGAUAGUCGCUUUGUCUUUCCCCGUCGUAGGACUCGUCCUGCUGAAGCUGAUCCAGAAAGUGAGCGCCGGUAGGUGCAGGAGUUUGGUGUGUCUCAGCGGCAAAACGGUCAUCAUCACCGGGGGUUGUUCAGGUCUAGGCCUCCAGACGGCGCUAGUGUUGGCUUCCAGAGGCGCGCGGAUCAUCCUAGCCGAUAAAAAAGACGGCAAGGCGGCCAAAAGCAAAAUAGUCGAGAAAACACGCAACACCAACGUGGUGGCCAAGCACCUGGACCUGGGAUGUCUGGAUUCGGUGCGGAAAUUCGCGAACGACAUCAACGCCACCGAGGAAAGGCUGGACGUGCUGAUAAACAACGCGGGGGUCGGUACCGCCGGCAACCAACACACCGAAGAUGGUCUCCACGUCACCAUGCAGAUCAACCACUUUGGACCUUUCCUGCUGACGUAUCUGCUUACCGAUUUGCUGAAGAAAUCUUCGCCGAGCAGAAUCAUCUUCGUGAGUUCGGCCGCAGCCUUCAUCAGCAACCUCUCGCUGGAUAACCUGAACUACCCUCAAGGGCUGUCGCCGACGUUGCUACGCACGACGCUGAUUUACGCCAACUCGAAGCUCUGCAACGUGAUCGCCGCCAAUGGCUUCGCCGAACGGUUGAAGGACAGCGGCGUCACUUGCAACUCCCUCCACCCUGGUCUCGUCAACUCCAGCAUUUACCUCAAAUCGGCCAAGUUCGUGGGGUUAAAAUCGCUCGCACUUUUGUUCAGGGCGGUUGUCCUGUUUGCCUACGGAAAGACCGUAGAAGAGGGAGCACAAACGACGCUCCAGCUAGCUUUGUCGAAUAAACUAAAAGACGUCACGGGGAAGCAUUUCUGGGACGGCCGGGUGUUCCCGAUGCCCCCUGGUGCCUGGAACAAGAAAUUCGUCGACGACAUCUGGACGAGAACAGAGGAAUUGGUCAAGUUGCGUCCGGAGGAAAAAAUCAAAGGCGAAUGAUAAGCUAGCAGCUAGCGCUAGUAGGUUUUUAUAGGGCGCCACGAGGGGGCGGGGUCGGGAUAAUGUAGCGAACAGUGGCGAGUAAAAUUGUACCUUAU
Cylas formicarius (sweet potato weevil) is the source of this 1214-nucleotide messenger RNA. Its product is annotated as retinol dehydrogenase 12-like. The coding region runs from base 85 to 1116 and encodes 343 amino acids. The transcript is spliced from 4 exons. Lineage: Eukaryota; Metazoa; Arthropoda; Insecta; Coleoptera; Brentidae. The record is from RefSeq and is a predicted model, not a curated record.